Molecule: messenger RNA, 1215 nt
Organism: Argiope bruennichi
Lineage: Eukaryota; Metazoa; Arthropoda; Arachnida; Araneae; Araneidae
Product: glycine receptor subunit alpha-2-like
Exons: 7
Coding region: 79-1128 (349 amino acids)
Biological process (GO): chemical synaptic transmission; signal transduction; chloride transmembrane transport
Cellular component (GO): neuron projection; synapse; membrane
Molecular function (GO): chloride channel activity; extracellular ligand-gated monoatomic ion channel activity; neurotransmitter receptor activity
Source: RefSeq, a predicted model, not a curated record
CGCAACACCUGCUUGACCCUGCUCGACGAUCGAAGUGAGAAAAGCUUCGUAACUCCCACGGGAGGUUACAUCGAGAGAAUGUCAGAAAAAUCCAUAAUCAUUAAUGCGAAGGAAGUGAAGCGCAUGUGGUUACCCGAUACUUACAUUGGAAAUUCCAAAGUGGUGGAAACUCCAGCCAAGGAUUCAUCGACCAGCUUUAUCAUUGUCAAGAGCGUUGGACAACAGUGCUUUGUCGAAUAUACUCUCAGAUUAGCCGCUAUUUUGUCUUGUCAAAUGGAUUUCAAGCAUUACCCAGUAGAUGUUCAAGUAUGUCCUUUUAAUUUAAGAAGCUUUUCUUAUCCAAAAGAAAUGGUUGUGUACCUUUGGGAUCAGGAUGGACCUCCACCUGUUAAUCCUGAAAUGAGAAUGCUGAGACAUCGUGUUGCAAUAAGUAAAGGAAAAUCAGAGAUACAUAUGCUUAAUAAAUUACGUGCGAACCUCUUGUAUUAUCAUCCCAAAAUAUUUAGCAUAAUAGUGACUUAUUCGACGUUAUACGUGAAUCUGACAUUUGAACGUGACUUGGCCCAUCACUUGAUCCAAGUUUUCACACCGAGUGCUCUCAUCGUCAUGUUGUCCUGGUUAUCAUUUUGGCUUGGUUCGGAUGCCACAGCGGGAAGAAUUACUCUUUGUGUAACAAGUCUCCUGGCUCUCAUUACACAGUUUUCAAGUAUUAGAAGGGAUUUGCCUCCUCUCUCGUACAUUCAUAGAGUAGAUAUUUGGAUGGUAACCUGCAUGUGUUUUGUAUUUGCAAGUCUGUUGGAAUUCACGAUUCUUAUUUACAUCGAUAAACAGCAAGAAAGAAAAGAAUCCAAAAGGAAUACUGAAGCUUUGUCUUUAGAAUCAAAUAACCACGUUAGAUUUUCGAGUUUGAAAUUAGUCCCACCAAAUCAACUUCAAACCUCAUGGCAGGAACUAUCUGUGAGGAAACGCAGUUUUUAUGGUUCGCCUGAUUUUCCUGCUUCUCCAGUGCAACCUAUUCAUACAUGCAGAGACUGGGCUCACACCAUUGAUAAAUCUUCACGAUUUUUGUUCCCACUGGCCUUUUUAUUGUUUAAUACUUUUUACUGGCCAAUACUUCUAAGCCGAUGAAUUUUUACUUCUAACCAUUUUUUUUUAUCCUUUCCCAUAUGCAUCUGAUAAAAAAAAUGCAAGGAGAAGGAUUCACUUGGUUUUCAA